Messenger RNA from Doryrhamphus excisus (bluestripe pipefish), 625 nucleotides. RefSeq names its product ATP synthase membrane subunit f (gene atp5mf). Gene Ontology annotation, molecular function: proton-transporting ATP synthase activity, rotational mechanism. The record is from RefSeq and is a predicted model, not a curated record. Gene Ontology annotation, cellular component: proton-transporting ATP synthase complex. Gene Ontology annotation, biological process: proton motive force-driven mitochondrial ATP synthesis. NCBI's taxonomy places the organism in Eukaryota, Metazoa, Chordata, Actinopteri, Syngnathiformes, Syngnathidae.
AAAACAACAUGACUUUUUUUUUUUUUACUUUUUACACGGCAAAAUGUAACGAAAGGCACCCGAAUUUUAUCAAGACGCCUUAAAGGUUCCCGGAGAUGUGCUGCAAGGACGCCGUGUUUUCUGACGACUGCCACCGAAGUGUUAAUGAGCAACAGGACGCUUUUGUCGGUGAAAGCAGUUCUAACAGUUUGUUUCAAAUGAAAGCCCAGAGGGUUGGAGAGGACGAACACUGAGCAGUCAGCUAAUCCAACUCCAGCAGUCAAGAUGGCGGACAGACCAGUUCCCAUAGCUGAGAGGCGUCUGAUGGACGUGAAACUGGGUGAGCUGGGAAGCUGGCUGGGUGCACGGGAUUUCACUCCCAACGGGAUCAUCGCCGCCGUACGCCGGGGCCAUGACAGAUACUACAACAAGUACGUUAAUGUGAGGAGGGGAGGAAUCGGCGGCAUUGCUAUGCUGCUAGCUGGCUAUGUGACCCUCAGCUAUAUAUGGGAAUAUGACCACAUCAAACAUGAUCGCUGGAGGAAGUACCAUUAACCUUCUGGGAUGGACUGUCGGGCUCCUCCAGCUCUUUCCUUUCUCGGCUCGUUGUGUUCAAUUUGUGACCAAUAAACCAUACUAGAGUUAU